AUGGCGGCUGUCGAAAAGCCAGCAGCGGUUACUCCGUGCCCGCAAGUUGGCGCAAAGGACGUAAUCGAGACUUCGCAGAAUGGAAAGGAAAACGCGAACGAAAGUCCCAGGGAGAGCCUCCUGGAGAAGCUCCGGGCCAAGGCCAAACACUACAAGCCUUGGGGGGACAUGGCCAAGGCGCUCCGCAUGGCUAUCAUGGAAAAACAUCACUUGGUGGACAGCGCCGAGCGCAGCCAGUUGCAGAAGUGCCUUGACAUGAUCCAGAAGUCUAUCAAAGUGACUUCGAUGCAGUCCAUGAUAGAGAGGCUGGACACCAUCACACGACAACAAGGCCUCAUGUUUACAACGGGUCCUGGAGGCCAGGAGUGCUUCAUUAGCUCAGACAUGUUCUAUGUGGAAGUCCUGCUGGAGCCCAGUGGAACUGUGAACGACGUCAAGAUUUCCCACCACGGAGAUCCCCUGAGCUGUCCCGAGCUGACGCAAGUGCUUUUGCGUGGAGACUUUGCCGAGUUUACUAAACACCUCGAAGGGCUGGCAUCAAUCUACCAGCUGAAUGCCGACAAAAAACAGAAGACCAAGGCGUACCUGGCUCUUCAGGCCUUAGAGACUGACUUGAGCAUCCUGUCUCAGUUGCAAAGCUUUAUGAAUGAGCCAAGCAACCUUGUUCACAAGUCUCCGGUUGGCAUCUUGCAGCCGCGCAAGGGAGGGCAUCCUAUGAAACUCACAUUCUUUAUCUCGCCUUACGACUUACUCGACGUGGACAGCCAAUCCUCUAUUCCUCUGACAGUCGAAGCCAUCUUGGAGAAGGGUCUUGGUCAUUCUGUGUCCGUCUGCAUCGAGAGCUCAGGCUCACACAAGCUGCAGACCACAUCACUCAUCAGCGUCACCAACACUCCAGAGGGAAAAAAUCUCCCGUCGUUUGCUGCCCUGAGCAACCUGAACAGCACAAUGCUGCCAGCAAGCUUCGUGCUCAAGCUGCCCAAACCCUUCCCCAUGGCUGUGGCAUUGGUUCGCAAGAUACAUGCUGUCACCUUGAUUGAGUGUGCGGACACCAGCACGACACAGCCUCUGCUCUCCCUCAUCAUCAACCAGGCGUCCGAAGGGAAGCUCUCCGCUUCGAGUGACCGUGGACUCAACGUGACACUGCCCGAUCAGCAGCACUGUUACUACCUGUUGUCGGGCAGUCCGGAACUUCCAGGAGUCAUGGUGUCUGGAGUGCCCUUCACACAUCCCACGCAUGUGCCACAGAUCUUGGUGUUCCUGCGGCAGCAGCUGCUGUUCAACACCUUGGUGGCCAGCUGUGUGCGACCCUCUAGCCGACAGAAUGCCGAGAUGUCGCACAUGUUCGAGGUGAACACCACAUCUAUAUCAAACAUAAGCAUCUCCUUCGAGCACCCGCUAGAUGAAUCUCUGGCCACAGUUGACCUUAACCUUAGUGAGAUCACCAGUGUCAAGUGUCGUAUCUAUACUCUCAACAGCGACAUCAGUAUCUGCACCGAUGAGUAUGCCAGCAAAGUUAUGCAGCGGUGCCUCUCCAUCCCAGUAACUAUGCGAGCAGUAAUCCGAAAGGCACAAGGUCAGCGAGCACGGAUGUCCAGCCAAGGGGACUCGUACUGCAAUGCACUGAACAGCAGUGGAAACACAUAUCUGACAGGUCUGCCUGGUUAUGGCCCCAACCCUGCAACUGGCUCAUUCGGUGACUUUACACCUGCCGGCAAAGCUGAUGGCUAUCGGGAAUCUGAAGAGGAGCCCGGCACACUCGGUUCGCUCCUGGGAGGACCACUACCCUCGCAGAGCCCCAACAUGAUGUUGAUGAGCAUGCUGAGCGACGUGCCCUCGGCAAGCAACUCGCCCGCUGCUCCAGGGUUUCCUUUUUUAGGCCAGGCCAAGCCUCGGAACAAACGCAAGAGAAAAGCAACGACUUCAUCAGAUGGCCGCAGCCCCAAACGCAGAGAAGAUGAUGGCGGUGGGACAGAUCCUGAGGAGGAGCCUUUUUUAGAGUCUGAAGCGGGGCAGAACAAGGCGGCGCUUCUGAACCCCGCUGAGCCGGCUGGCGCCACCGCGGAACUUGCCACUGACGACACCGCCAGCUUCCUUCGGGGUGCAGGGGGCGCACUCUUUCCCGAAGAAGGCGCAGAUCCGGGUGAGACAAACAGGCCUCCGGGCCGGAAGGUCAAGCGUGUUCGCAGUGAGGAGGCCCGGGAAGACAUCAAGCUCGAGAGGGAGGGCUCUCGGUCCCAGGACAGUGGUCCAAAAAACUUGCUUCCCGGUGGGGACUCCGAUAAGCUGUCCCGCUCGGCGUCACCACCGGUCAGCUUCAAAAUCGAAAAAUCAGGGGACAGUCUAAAGAUUUCCAAGACCGAAAGCAAGUCAGGGUCGAAGCCUCGUGAUUCAUCAGAGCUACGGAAGAAGAUGGAUAACAAGAAGGAGCGCAAGAGAAAAAGAGCUGAGAGUGUUGACUCCGGAUGCCGUCAGCCAGCCGUGGCUGCUUCUCCAGAGCCACUAGAACUCUCCCAGCAAGCUUUUAACUUAACAACAAAGCCUCAUGGCUCAGUGAGCCCUUCAACGUCUCGCCCUCCUCUGAAAAAGUCUGCCAGUUCACUUGUUAGCAAUGGAAAGAAACUUGCUAAACCACUCCAGCCUGCACCUUCAAGUGGUAUAAAGAGCAGCACAGAGACUGAUAACCGACCCGCCAUGAAGUCCCCCCAGAAGAGCAGCCCCAGUAAGCCAGUGUCUUCUGUGUCAGGCAGCUCUUACGUACCCAGUAGCAGCCCUGUGACAAAGCAGCCUCCAUCAUCGCCAACAGGGACAUUGAAGUUGAAGCACCUCAAUUUGCCUUCAUCAACAACAAUUACACCAGUUGUGGCUAAACCUUCUUUACCAUCACCAACGUCUACUGCACCUCCCAGUAUUACAAUAGUGCCUACUACAUCUGUAGCCGGUGGCUCUAACAACUUAAACAAACCACCUAAGUCACGAAAGGGUUGUUUAAAUGCAGUUAUUGCCAAGCUAACCAAUACAGUGGCUUCGCCACUCGUUGGGCCACCAGUUCCUGAACUUGCAGGUAGCAGGCCAGACAUAACCUUAAAAUCAUGUGAGAAGAGAGACAGCCCAACACUGGGCAAAGAAGUCAAAGAAGGAAGGACACCAUCAGCCGAAGGUAGCGCUGUAAAGGAAGGUUCAGGUAUCAAGCUCACAGUCACCAAAACAUCUGGAAUUUAUAAGUGCUCCUCAGGAAAGGCCAAAAUGGGGGCCUCAUCGUCCAAAGGAAGCCUCUCAAGUGGGCCAAAAGUCAAAAGCUCACAGAAGUUGAUUGGCUUGCCUGUAGGGGUACCAGCCAAGAAACUUCCUACCAAGAGCCCUGCAAAGCUUAGUCCAAGCCAGGGGUUCAACCCAUGCGACAGUGCCAUGCCUAGUGCACUUCCAACACUGGUGCCACGUGUAGCCCAUAACAAUGCAGGCUCUCUGAAAAACUCGCCUAAACUUGCAGCAAUGAGCAAGGCAGGCAUACGUCCGGAGAAAAAACCCAGUGAUACCACAAAACCCAUUGUUGAGAAGGAAGCCACCAAUUUGAUGCCACCGCCUCUGCAUUCUAGAACUGGACCCAAGAGCGUGGAAGGUGGCCAGCCUCUGUCUGACGAAGCUGCCCUGAGAAUGCUUCUCGCCCUGGGGAAAGUCCAGAUGAUGACCAGUGGCGUGCACUGAAAGGGAAUGCAGGUAGCGAAGACCACCUGGCACCUAAAGUCGAAAAUGGACCAGAAGUUGGACCUGUGGCCUUAACAGUGCCACGGGUCACUUCUGAAGUUCGUACCUCUGAGGACAAGGGACCCACUACGGCCCCGCCACUUCCUGUUUCCUUAACCAAGUCAGCAUCCGCGGCUGCUGCCCCUACCGGUGAUGAUGACAGCAGCCCUGAGGAUGGCCUUGUCAUUGAUUUUGCUAUGGACAGCAAGAAGGUGGUGCCCCCUGUAUGUCACAGCCCCCCACGGCCGCUAGAGCCUGUGGUGGCCCCCGAGCUGCCAGCGAGGGCGUCCCCAGCGCUCAGUCUCAGUGCCAAGUCGCCAUACUUUGUGCCGUCCCCAUCACUUAAAUCUCCACAGGCAGGGAGCCCACCCUCCAACCAUUCAGUGUCAAGCUCACUUUCGAGACCCUCACCGUGUGUCAUUGACGACGACCUCAUGGACGAAGCAAUCGUGGGGCUUGGAAAGUGAUGCAUCCCGCUGCCAUGCGUGUUUGCGUAUUGAACGCUUGUGAGGUAGCCGUGCUCCAGGACAGUGCUGAGGAGUUAACAUGUGCUGUUGUGCAGCCAGUUGCUGUCACAAACUCGUGCAGUGUUACUCAUAGCCACUGCAAGUGGAGCAGCUAACCCAAAGCACCUUCAGCAGCACAGUUGGGACAUAUUUGACUGCCAUGUAGAUACUGUACAUAACUUUUUAAGAGGUAAUGUACAUUAAGUGUUUAUGUAACCAUCGUGAUUUUAGUUUACCUCAGCCCAAGACAGUGUUGGACAGUUCAUGUGGAUGCAAAUACACGCAUACUACAUGAGGCGACAAAAAUGCUUAUGGCCUCUUACUAUUAGAGUUACUGUCAUCUUUGUUGACUUGCAGUCUAGACAGUUGCCUAUCUUGGAGAAUGACAGAAAAGUUUUGUUCACAAAUCCAGCUGAAAGUGGCAGACAGCCAGGUAGCAUCACUUUUUGUCAUCAAUAUUUAUUGUGGAAUCAUUGCAUUUCACCUUACUGGCGCAAGUGCUCAGUCUUCAAGAGUUUAGAUACCGUCAGUGUAUUAUAUGGCAUGCUUGCAUCGGCACUUGUUGCUAACACCACCAAUCUGAACCUAGCAGCACCUUUCUGGUUUACACAUCUAUCAUUUGAUUGGGCUGUUAUUCCUAUGCCAAUAAGAGCACACCUUAAAAUGGAGCAUGAAAUGGUUCAGGCAAUGUCUGUAGAUGUGUUCAUUGUCAAGCGGGCUGAUGUGACAAGUUUGACAGACAAAUAGAAGGCAGAUCACCAGAUGUCAUAUAGCUUGUCUGUUCCCUGUGGCUUCGAUUGGUUACAUUAACCCGAUUUACGUUAUUUUUCUGUAGCAUUGGGUUUCAUGAGGGCUCUUCCUUUUUCUCCCCAUUUAUGAUGCACAAGCUCAAUGGAGGUAUCCAUUGAAAUAGAUAUUGCUGUGGUUGCAGUUCUCUUUUGUGCUUUUGUCGCUAUACAGGUUAAAAAUGAGAGGCAUUUCAAAGGUGAAUGUAACUUAAUGCAUAGUAUUUGCACUAGCAUAAGAAAUUUGUUUUUUUUAUUUUCCUCUUAGUUCAUACUUACGGAACUAUUUUAUUACUGGCUGAAGACCCAAAGUAUAACCACAAAGCUCUAAAGCACCUUCAGAAACCACUGACUGAAUUGUGUCCUAUGAUAUGUCUUGCCAGAUUGAAGGACUCUGGUCUCGCUUAGUCCUUUCUUCCACACUACAAAGAAAACCUGUGAAAAGUGAAAAAAAAAAAGCCAUGUGACAUCGUUAGCACACUGCUAUCGUGCCACACUCAAGCGUGCAAUGGGUGAACCAGGUCACCUGCAACGUUUUAUGGGCAGUUUAUUGCCUCAGCAGCACACGGCCAGCAGCAUGAUAUUGUGCCAUCAUCUGACAAGAGCUGCGUGACGGCUCUGUUGCUUACCCGUGACAACAGUCAGUGUUGCAGCUGGCCACGUUCGCUGAUUGCACGCUUAAUUAAGGUGGGCACGAUAGAAUUGGAUAAGCACUUUGUCACAUGGCACUUCCAUAUUUCACAGGCUCUCUUUGCAGCGUGGCAGAAAGGACUACAUGAAACAUAUCAUACAGGAAACAAUCCAAUCAGUGUGUUCUAAAGAUGUUAUGAAACUCUGCUAUCAUAGCUCGGGUCUUGAGCCAAUAACUAAGAACUUGGGUAAUUUAACAUAAUCAAUUGUAUUCAUUUAAGAAAUGAAGAAAUAGUUUGAGUAACUAUGGGUUACCGUGAAUAGUGUAUGUUCAAUGCAAUCCAUUUCUGACAUGCCUUUGAUCUUGAGUCUUAGCUGAAGUUUGUGGCGCAACCUGUAGAAUACACAUAACAUAGAGCUUGCAUUGCGCCAGUGGUUGCUGAUGUGGCUAUUUCAGAGGGUUAGGGCAUGUCAACAAUGUUUUCUUUUUAUUGAAGACAGCUACUGGUAUUGUUGCAGCAGCGAAGGCUACAUUCCAAGCAAACAUAACUGGGCGAGUGCUGUGCAAUCCAAGUUCGUGAGUUUCCUUUUAAAAGUAGCUGGUUUGCCAUUUGUGCGAUGUUCUCCACUCCAUCUAUAGUAUGAUUACAGUGUAGAUGGGUCCAAAACUACAAAAGAAACCCUUCUACAAAAGCAUGUAACAUUUGUUGCUAAUGAAAACAUUGUCCCUAGCAGCUGGUUUAUUGAUUUGUGCCUUUGAAUGGGCUGCUAGCACCAAUUAUGAUGAAAUUGGCAUAGUUAGUGUUGCAAUACGGAUACUACUACAGUUUCAUAAUAUAAUGAUUGCAUAACUAUCACCUGUAAUAUUUAUUUGAAGUUUACAUUUGCUACCAUGAUGGUGUCACGAUGGUGCCGCCCUCGCUGGCGCUUCUGCUCUUGCUACUGCAACAGGCCAUGGGUAUCCACAGGGCACGAUGGAUACCCAUGGGGGCAUGAGUAUCCAUUAACAUCCAGUGGGCAAUUCCAGAGUAUAGCAUAGGACACCCCGGCAAGAGAGUGUCACAACAAUUGUUACCAAAAUUGUAUAAGUACUACCUCGCAAGUCCUUGAUUGACUCCUCUGUACCAUAUCCAACGGUAUGUCGCAGUGUGUGCAUAUGAGCUACCCGAGAUGUCAACGACUACACAUUGGGGUACUUGUUUCUUCACAAUGGCUCGUUAUGUACCUGCUCACAUUCAGUUGAUUGUUGCAAGCAAUGCUGGCACAGCUAACUUGUCACACAGUGAAUGUAUUGAUUGGGUAAUAAACAGCAGCUUGUUUUUUACAGCACUUGUCAUAGGAACUCACUGGGUACCUAUCAUGACUCUAUGAUAGACACCCAGUGAUUUUAGUGGUGCUGCCAUGACUAAAUGUACCGCAAGACAGUGAUGGUGAAGUGCUAGUUUCCCUUUGGAAAACUUAAACCCCCAACAAACUGCAGCAUCAUGGCAUCAAUGAAGAAUACCAAGAGUAGUAGUACCUCUUAAGGAAAUGGCUGUGGUGCAAGACACAGUUGGAAGCACGCAUUAUGAUUAAGAAUCUGCAAAUUUAGCAGCAUCAAACGAAGUGGGAUGUGAAAAUAGCGAAUAAAUUAUACCAUUUGUAUCUUAGA
Rhipicephalus microplus (southern cattle tick) is the source of this 7316-nucleotide messenger RNA. RefSeq names its product Mediator complex subunit 1 (gene MED1). The record is from RefSeq and is a predicted model, not a curated record. Lineage: Eukaryota; Metazoa; Arthropoda; Arachnida; Ixodida; Ixodidae. Gene Ontology annotation, molecular function: transcription coregulator activity. Gene Ontology annotation, cellular component: mediator complex. Gene Ontology annotation, biological process: regulation of transcription by RNA polymerase II.